ACGUGAGCCUCAGUCCAGACGUCAGAAUAAGGAAGCGGUGAGCCACAGUUAGUCAGCAGGAUCACAUGAGCUGCGUUCAUGUGAUCGAUUCACGUGUUCACAGGGAUAAAUACGACGAGACCAACCUUAUAACAGCAGGCAGAGGCUGGAGGGUAACGUUGAGCAAGGUGGUACCAAGAGCCGAUCAAUAAGCGACAGAAUGUGGUGUGCAGCUCUCCUGGUGCUGGCUGCCAGCUUGUCUGUGAGCCUGGCCAGACCCCGCAUCCAUCCUCUGUCCAGUGAUAUGGUCAACUACAUCAAUAAGCUUAAUACAACCUGGAAGGCUGGCCACAACUUCCGUGAUGUGGACUACGGUUAUGUCAAGAACCUCUGUGGCACUCUGCUUAAGGGACCUAAGCUCCCAGUCAUGGUCCAAAGUGCAGGAGGCAUGAAGCUGCCCAAAGAAUUUGAUGCCAGAGAUCAGUGGCCAAACUGUCCCACUCUGAAGGAGAUCAGAGACCAGGGCUCCUGUGGAUCCUGCUGGGCAUUUGGUGCAGCAGAGGCCAUCUCUGACCGUAUCUGCAUUCACAGCAAAGGGAAGGUCAAUGUGGAGAUUUCCUCUCAGGAUCUGCUUACCUGCUGUGACAGCUGUGGCAUGGGAUGUAAUGGUGGUUACCCCUCAAGCGCUUGGAACUUCUGGACCACACAGGGACUGGUGACCGGAGGUCUCUAUAACUCUCAUAUUGGUUGCCGACCCUACACCAUAGAACCCUGUGAGCACCACGUAAAUGGCAGCAGACCUCCCUGCACUGGGGAGGGCGGGGACACGCCUGAGUGUGUUGCACAGUGUGAAGCUGGAUACACACCAAGCUAUCAAAAGGACAAACACUAUGGUAAAACUGCUUAUGGUGUGGCACCCGUUGAGGAGCAGAUCCAAUCUGAGAUUUACAAGAACGGACCAGUAGAGGGAGCGUUUAUAGUCUAUGAAGACUUUCCUUCCUACAAGUCUGGUGUGUAUAAGCAUGUGACGGGCUCUCCUUUGGGUGGACAUGCCAUAAAGGUCCUGGGCUGGGGAGAGGAGAACGGUGUUCCUUACUGGCUCUGUGCAAACUCCUGGAACACUGACUGGGGUGAUAAUGGAUUCUUUAAAAUCCUCCGUGGAUCAGAUCACUGUGGUAUUGAGUCAGAGAUGGUAGCUGGAAUCCCCAAAUAAAACCAAAAGUUUUAUGCUGCUUCAUCGCCAGAGAGUGACGCAUUCCACUUAACAGUCAAUGGACAAAUGACUCUGCUCAGACUGACAUCUGAGGGGGGAAAACUCUAGCGCCUUCAGUUUCUAAGUGCAUUUUUAGAUUGGACAAAGACUUCCUGAUAACAAUUUACUCUUAUUCGAUGGUUCUUGUAGACCAAGCUGUUUACGAGUCUGUUUUAGGGCACUCCCACAUUUCACUUUAUUUGAAUUGCUUUGAAACAGGAUGUGACAUUAUACAGAUGAAUCAGCUUGUUUCUGUCACAACUCUUGUUUUGUACUGGUGAAAAUUGUAGGCGAUUUUAGAUUAAUGCAUGUUAGAACUCACUCAAGUAUAUAAAAGCACCCAGAUGAGCAGAGGUGUGUUGCUUGGAACAUAAGUGAUCAUACAGUGAUUGCUUGCUGCUUUUUACUGGCAAAAUAUACUCUGUACUAAGAAAUGUCAGAAUGUACUGUCUGUAAUGGCUGCCUGUUUUGGGUUUUUAAUUUUUUAUGUAGAUUGGAAUAAGAUGAACUGGGGUUUUGACUGCCAGUUAUGAUCAGAUGUUAGAAUUUUUUUUCAUCUGAAUUCAAUAAAUCAAACUUUUGUUGCCAAUAUGGUGGUAUUUCUCAGUUUGUACAACUGGUUAUUAAAACAAACAAACAAAAAUGUGGGUUGAUGUCAGAAAGAUGCAACUGUUUAAAAAUAGCAACACAAUAAAAAUGCAUUUACAUAUUUAAGAGAUUUUUAUGCAUCUUUCACCCAAAGGUCAAUGAGAACAUUUAAAACUAUAUACAUUAGACAUUGUUAGUCUAUUCAAAAACAUCUUUAUUGCAUACCUGUUCUAACUUGUUCAUAAUAAACUUAAUUAAAAUGGUGGAUGUUA
Molecule: messenger RNA, 2091 nt
Organism: Girardinichthys multiradiatus
Lineage: Eukaryota; Metazoa; Chordata; Actinopteri; Cyprinodontiformes; Goodeidae
Product: cathepsin B-like
Exons: 11
Coding region: 200-1192 (330 amino acids)
Biological process (GO): regulation of catalytic activity
Cellular component (GO): lysosome
Molecular function (GO): cysteine-type endopeptidase activity
Source: RefSeq, a predicted model, not a curated record